Messenger RNA from Bufo gargarizans (Asiatic toad), 814 nucleotides. Its product is annotated as pentraxin fusion protein-like. Lineage: Eukaryota; Metazoa; Chordata; Amphibia; Anura; Bufonidae. The transcript is spliced from 2 exons. The record is from RefSeq and is a predicted model, not a curated record. The coding region runs from base 1 to 702 and encodes 233 amino acids.
AUGACAACGCCGUCCAUAGCCUUUAAAUGUAUAACUGAUCAUUCCCUAAUUCUUACAGGUAAAGUGGAAGUAAUUGAAAAUGAAAACCUUCCUGCGGUGACCAGUCUUGAAGGCAGAUAUUUCCUUUUCCCAGAGGAGAGUGUUACAGAUUAUGUCCUGCUGACCCCGAAUCAGCCGAUGAGCUUGACCUCCUUUACCCUCUGCAUGAAGCUGGCUUUAAAUGUCUCAGAGAACAGGGAGACCAUCCUGUUUUCCUAUCGUACCUUAUUUUAUGAUGAGCUAAAUCUCUGGCAGGAAAGUAAUGGGAACGUAGGGUUUUACAUGAGUGGGGAGGGACUAAUGUUCCCCAAACUGGAUCAUAGCAAGGAAUGGAACCAUCUUUGUCUGACUUGGGAAUCCCGGAGAGGUCGAUGUGAAUUGUGGAUCAACGGCAGAAGAUCCGGGAACAAACUCUACCGAAGGAGACAUACCGUGCGUGCAGGCGGCAUCGCAAUUCUGGGUCAAGAUCAAGAUGAACUCGGCAAUGGCUUUGAUAAAUCUCAGAGCUACGUCGGAAAUAUUAAAGAGCUGAACAUGUGGAACAAAGUGCUCUCAAUAAAGUCCCUCCGAAAAGUAUUUAAUGGCAAUGAAACCCCAAAGGGCGAGGUUUUUGAUUGGAGCAACUUGUCCUACUCCACAAAGGGGAAUGUAAAAGUCAUUUAACAGAUCAGUCCUGGCGGGGACAUGAUGAAGAAGGCGAGGUGAUCAGUGGUGGAGAUUCAUUAUUCUGGUGGUUUAUGUAGAAGUCACACAAUAAAAUCAUCAAUAAAUUCUG